Messenger RNA from Xyrauchen texanus (razorback sucker), 3867 nucleotides. RefSeq names its product guanine nucleotide-binding protein G(I)/G(S)/G(O) subunit gamma-7. Gene Ontology annotation, biological process: G protein-coupled receptor signaling pathway. Gene Ontology annotation, cellular component: heterotrimeric G-protein complex. Gene Ontology annotation, molecular function: G-protein beta-subunit binding. Lineage: Eukaryota; Metazoa; Chordata; Actinopteri; Cypriniformes; Catostomidae. The record is from RefSeq and is a predicted model, not a curated record. Bases 195 to 401 code for a protein of 68 amino acids. The transcript is spliced from 3 exons.
GGGCCUGGCGAUAUUACUGUGUGAGCUGGCAGGUUGCCACCAGAUGUCCGUUAGACGCGAGGGCUUUUUGACUUAAUACCACAUUCUGCCACUUAAUUGGAAAGCUGGCCGGAGCCCACCUCACUUUGAACAGGGAAAAGAGUCUGUCUUAGGAAUUUUCUCCUUUUACGUGCCACGAUAACCGAUGGCAGAGAAUGUCGACGACUAAUAACAUAGCCCAGGCGAGGAAGUUGGUGGAGCAGCUGAGGAUUGAAGCAGGCUUUGAACGCAUUAAGGUGUCUAAGGCUGCUGCAGACCUCAUGAGUUACUGUGAGCAGCAUGCCCGCAGCGACCCUCUGCUGGUGGGGGUUCCCACCUCUGAGAACCCUUUCAAAGACAAGAAACCUUGCAUCAUUCUAUAGCUACUCUCCAUAGCCCAGCUCUCUCAGUCCCACUUUAACCAGUGCCCAUCCCCAGUCAAUGGGCAAUUCAGUCCAACACUUCUUUUGAUCUGGAAUCCACAGUAUUCUCCAGAAAAUAAAUGCCACACUCUCUCAGUACAAAACUAGAGGGGGCGAUAUCUGUAUACCUAGCGUCAAGUAGCCCUGCGUUGAGCGUGUCUAUAUGAAUGAAUCUAUUCAUGUGUGCACUGUCUACAUUCAUGCAUAUAGACUUACUUAACAGGUGGCAGAUUUUGGAAUUUGUAAACUGUUUCACAUUAAUUAUACAGUGCUUAAAAGACUGAGAGAAACUCCAGCAUGUUUUUGAGUGCAGUGUGUGACCUUAUUAUCAUAGUCAGUGGGGGAGAGUAGAGGAAGACAGUCAUGUAUAUGCUGACUGACUAGCUGGCUAGCCCAGUCACACUGUGGAAAACGGUUGUUCAGUAUUAACUCUCCAUGGCCAAAAUUGAAACCAGGUAUGCUUAUCUUUAUCAAAACAGCACAUUUCAUGUUUUACAAAGGGAUUCAAGACAUUAACCAGUGUUGCCAAUAUUUUUACGUUUUUAUUUUCUCAGUCCUUUUGUGAGCUAUAGUGUUUCUUUUCAUCGAUAAAAACAUAAGGCUUAAUGCUUUCUUUUUUCUAGUCUUUAUACUAUAUUUCAGAAUCUUCAGACACUAUAAAAGGAAUAAUUUUAUAUAAUGCAGAAAAUAUUAACCUGAUACCUCUUUCCCAGCCUCUUUUAAUGUGCCAAUAUUAAAGAUGAACUUAUAUUUGGAAUAUUAACUUAAAUGUUUGGAUGCAACAUUUGUAGUCAAAUAUCUUGAAAUCAGCCCCCUAAAAUUGCUAUUACCUUUCGGAAUCAGUAAUAUGGCAUUUUAAAUUAAAAGUAUAAGCCUCCGUAUAUCACAGGCCAAUCUUUUUCUCUGAAACUAAACUUGAUUGUAAAAUCCAUACUGAAAGAAAAUAAAAUGUAUAAACUUUCUUUUGGACAUGUUCAGAGGUGUUAACUUUGAGAAUAGUUGUUUUGGAUUUGUUUGUUCCAAUUUCUUUCUAUGGAAACAUGGAAUCUGGUCAUUGAGUAUGAGACUGUACAGUGUUUGAUAACUAAAAGCGCAUUCAUUUUUUUUGUGGGUGUUUUAUCUUUUGUAAUCUUUGUGUAAUUUUUCUGUUUCCUCCAUCAUUCAUAUUUAAUCAUCCAGUUUGUCCUCUUUAAGGCAAGGCAAAGAAGAAAACUAGACAAGGAAUUGACAGACAGCUCUGGUGCUUGUACAUGUGAUAGCAAAUUGCUUACCUGCUCCCUUUUUGGGAAUGUGGAAUGAAUUGUGGACACUGUAAACAAAGCCCACACGAUGAUGUAAGGUGCUCAAGGCAUUGUUUUCAGGCUGUUGUACCAGUUUGAUACAUUUAAAGCACGCUUUAUGAGGUGGUUCGUGUUGAUAAGUCUUGUUAGUUGCUCUGUAUGAAGAGCAGGAUGUUUAGUGUUAUGCAACAGGCCACUGGAUUUGGCUCUGCCCCCUUAGCAGUCACAUGCAGAAUCGCAAGAUGAGGGGCAAGGUCAAGCCACAACUCUGCAUGUUCUAUAUGCAUCCAGCACAUGAUCUAUGAUCACUGGCCAAUAAGUGUCUUGUGCACCACCAUGGGUGACUGUAGUUGACAGUCCCCAAACACUCGCUCGCAGUAUAGAGCAGUGCACUAAAGGGAUAAGUGCUGAAAAUAUAAUUGCCCCGUUGUUUGUCUUUAAAAUUGUGAAAUUAACAUUUGUGUGCAGAAAAAUGGGUCUCGGAAAUGCUGUCGUGGUAUAAAGGGGACCGAGGGGGCCUGUGCUCCCUGCAGCACACAGGAUGCUGUCAUCAGCUCCCAUAUUAAGCAUGACUAAGAUAAGUAGAGAGGUCACAAGAUGGUUAUGUGUCAUCCAGUAGGCCAGAGAACAACAGAGAUUCACACUUCUCACUGCUUGUGCUGCUCCCCACAAGUGAGCCUGCAGAGGACAGAGCCGCACAGCGACAUCACUUCCUGUCUAGCUUGAGCUUAUUAGUAAAGCACAUUCAAGCAUGUUGGCAGAGCAGGACUAAGAAGCAAAGAGUUAAAUGGAUAGUUCUUACACAAAUGACAAUUCUGUCAUCAUUGUUCCAAACCAGAAUGACUCUCUCUCUGUUAGCAAGAAUGUUAGUCUCCGUCACUAUUUACUUCCAUUGCAUCUUUUUUUCCACACAAUGAAAGUGAACGGUGACUGAGGCUAAGAUUCUGCCUAACUUCUCCUUUUGUAUUCCACGAGAGAGUCAUAUUGGUUUGGAACAACUUGAAGGUGACUAAAUUAUGUCAGAAUUUUCAGGUUUGGUAAGAUAGACAUUUAAUUUGAAGUUGGUUUGAUCAGCAUGGAUAUGGCCUUUGUGGUAAAGUACAGAGAUAGUGCUUGGAAAAUCUGUAUCCUGUACAGUGUUGCAUUUCAAAGUAACUUGAGAGACAGAUUGAGUACUAUGGGGGAAAAUGUACAGUAUUAUGUAAUGAAGGGUUGUAAUUUAAUCUCAUGAAGUAUUACAUUAGAAUUUCACUGACGACUUCUUCGCUAACGACGUAGUUGCAAGAAAAAUACACUUAGAUCAGGAAUCCACAUUAGGAAAAAGCCUUUCUGGAGAAGUGCAUUAUUUCACUGCAAAUGUGCAGUAAGUAUGAUAAAGUCAGUCAGUGGUGAGAUAAAAGUAGCACUAAACAAACUUUUAAACAAAGGUGUGAAGUGACCAAACACCAACCAAACUGCUAAACUCAUUGUACCACGUUUGAUGGUAUUACACUGGAGCAAACACUGUGAAAGUCAGCUUAUUAGAAUUAAGUUCUCCAUCCUCUUGACUCACAGUGGGUUAGGAUGCACUGUGCUCCAAAGUAUUGUUUUUACCUUAAGUGUGCUUUCACCACCUUAGGUUGACAAUUCCCUAUGCUUGGAUUUAAAAAGACCCUGCAAUCAUUUCAAUGAGAAAAUGGCUUGCUGUGUUGGGAAACCUGUUGUAUGAAACUGUUAGUACUAGGGAGUGCAUCCAUUUCUAAUUUGUGUUGCACACUGCAAGAACACUUAAGGUGCUGAGGAGGCCAUAAUACCUUAACCUCAAUUCCUUGUUCGAAUUCACACACCAUCAAGCUCUUUCAUGACCAUAAGAGGUGAGAUUUAGGAUUUGUGUGGGUAAUCUCUGUAGCCAAGUCCUUAGCCAGUAGAAUCCAAUCUUAGCCUGUCCCAUUAUUUUGUGUUUUUUCCUGUGUAUGCAAAUGUAUCUUUCUGCCUUGAUUAUGAAGAAAUAUAUCUAUUUUUUUGUAAUUGUUCUUCUCGGAUGUGCCAUAAAUCAUGUUUUCUUGCACACUGUUAAUAUUUUGUGGAUAUUGCUGUUUAAAAUUGAUGAUAUCGAAAAAGUAGAUGAAAUAAAGACAAAAUGUUACUCUGUAUCGGUGGGACUCUCG